Acanthosepion pharaonis is the source of this 645-nucleotide messenger RNA. NCBI's taxonomy places the organism in Eukaryota, Metazoa, Mollusca, Cephalopoda, Sepiida, Sepiidae. The record is from the annotation of a GenBank genome assembly.
AUGGCGGUGAAUCUGGAGAAAUUAUUCCCUCGUGAGUAUGUACGGAAUGAUGGGGUAACGUUGAAUAUUUAUCAGGCAGCUAUUGGGGAUGUUGGCUGUGUGGUGUGGGAUGCCGCCUUAGUGUUGGCCAAAUAUCUCGAAUCAGCCGAUUUUCUUCAUGGACGGCUGUUGCAAGAUAAGACAGUCUUGGAACUGGGAGCAGGCACCGGUUGUCUUGGAAUUGUCGCUGCCACGUUUGGAGCCAAAGUUUGUAUCACGGAUUUGGAAAGUUGCCUCCCUUUGAUGCAAAUGAACAUCGGUGAAAAUCAUGAACAAAUUACAGGCAAAAUUGAGGCCCAAAUUCUUGACUGGAACAGUCAUGAUACUCUGACUUCUCGGCCUGACUACAUUUUGAUCUCGGAUUGCAUUUAUUAUUCUGAAUCUGUGAAGCCCUUGGUAGACACCAUCAACCGCUUGUGUGAACCUCAUACAAUAGUUUUGUGCAGUUAUGAAGAAAGAACAUCAGGAAAUAAACCAGAAUUGCAACGUCAUUUUUACGAGCUUAUUGAGGCAACUUUUAAUGUGCAGGAAAUUCCUCAAAACCACCAAGAUGAUUUUUAUCACAGUUCAGACAUUCACAUUAUGAAAUUCACAAAAAAAUCUUAA